AUGGCUAUUGAUGGCGAGCGCCGUCUGACCAUCCCUGCCCAUCUGGCCAAUCACAAGCGAGUCAUAGGUGUCCCGCCAAACUGCCAGCUUACCUUUGAUAUCAGAUUGCUCGACAUCUUGGAUGAGAGCAUCAAGGAAGCUGAUUCCUCUGGCCGUGGCACGGAUCAGCAGCUCGAAUCUGAACAACAUGAGUCCCCGAACGAAGCCGCAGAGUUCAAAAGAGAUUCUCACCAGCACGAGGGGUCGCCUUCGUCUCUCGAUAAGCAACAGACUCAAACGAGUACGGAUGAGUAUGAUGUCGAGUUUGUAGAAGCUCAGACUCCGGCUAGCAUGGAGGGAUGGCUUCAAGAACCCCAUCUGAAAUGGGGUUCGCCACCCCCAAAAUCUGACAUGGGCGCGUCAAGGGACGAGGAUAAGAAGCUCAAGCUUGAGAGGUCCAAAAAGUCCCCCCAGGCAAGACAACCUGGCCAAGCUGAGCACCCCAAGACAGCAGGGCCUGCAGUAAGGGCUGGUUCCGAUAUAGAGCAAGGCACAGAUAAUGGUAGGGAUAAUGGUUCCGGUUUUCGCGCCAAAGACAUGAACAGACGAAAGCGGCCUUCUGGGCAGGCCGCGAUAAUUAAGCAAGUUGCAAAGGCGGUGCAAAAUGCCACUGGCAAGCGACCAGAGCCCCGUCAUAGCGGUACUGACAGAAGUGCGGCCCUGUCUUCGAAUCUGGUGUUGCAGCCGGCACCGGGCCGGCAGUUGGAGCAUUCAGCUAUGGAAUCACCUAGGCCAGUCUCCAAAACGGGGCCUGGUGGUAAGACGCAUCAGGAUGAGCAAUUGCCAAAGAUUGAGGAGAAUCCAGAAUUUAAGAAUGCUCGGGGUGCCUCCGCAGGAAGCCGGGACAAACGAGUAGAAGAGCCACACUCCUUGUUGGUCUUCGGUGAAGAGACACAUCAGAUGAGUGCAUAUUCGACAGAGGCCGAAAGGGUGCCGGAGACUUCCACUCGGCCUUCCCAUGAAUCAGAAAUCACUCCGUCCAAGUCUGCCGAUGCUGAUGAGGACUCCCCUCCCCGCCUCAAGAGGGUUGGUCAUGUGCAAUUCGACGGAUUCGCUGGAAAGGGGGGAGAUUCGCCUUCGAACUCGGAUGAUGCUGCAUCAGGAGACGCCGAAGAAUCUGGCUACCCAUUAGACCCUUCAUCCGCCGAUGCAACGGGGAAGCUCGGGGCUGGAACACCCCCAGGAAACUUAGCAAAGUCUGGCAAUCCCUUCCGCAACCCGUUUGGCGAAACAGAAGACUUUGCCAUUGUCGAGACUGAGAAGCACACGUGCACACUUCCUGGGUGUGGAAAGACUGUCAAGGACCUCAAGGCGCACAUGAUCACUCACCAGAUGGAGCGACUUGAGAAGUGCCCUUUUAUAACAUGCAGGUAUCACACCAAGGGAUUCGCUCAUAGUUAUGAUAAGAACCGCCAUCUCUUCAUACACCACCGAGGUCUCAUGAUUUGUGGCUUCUGUCCUGGGUCUGGCUCAGGGACCGAAAUGUCGUUUGACCAUUUAGAUGCUUUCGAGGAGCAUUUAUUGGCUGUUCACGGUGUUGAGAAGACUUCAGUUGGUGGACGCCCAGCAAAGGGCUCUGCUCCUAUGGCGCCAAAGACGCUUGCGUAUGCCCCUGAUGCCACUGGCACAUUCUUCUAUGAGCACUUGGAUGACUGCAUGGCGCGCAUUGUUCAGCAAGUGAGCCUACCGAAUCCUGAUGAGGAUAGCAACGAGAGGCCACGGCGGCUCGGCUCAGUCCGUACUGACAAGAUCUUCGUGCAACUAGUAGGUGAGCAACAGGGCAACCCCAGCGACGAAUCAGGCGAUCUCGUCGCCGCACAUACGCCACCUGAUCCUCAGAAGCUCGAGAGAAGACUGAGUUUCAACGAUACGGAUGAUGAUGGUAGUUUUGAAAAUAAUUUUAUCUGCCUCUGCUACUGCCCCUGCUAUUGCUGCGGCCAUCUCCUCAAGUCAUAUGGCGAUUCCAAGUGCCGCUGUUAA
Messenger RNA from Trichoderma reesei QM6a, 2019 nucleotides. RefSeq lists its product as uncharacterized. The transcript is spliced from 4 exons. NCBI's taxonomy places the organism in Eukaryota, Fungi, Ascomycota, Sordariomycetes, Hypocreales, Hypocreaceae. The record is from RefSeq and is a predicted model, not a curated record. Bases 1 to 2019 code for a protein of 672 amino acids.